AUCGAACCAAAGACCUCGAACAAGAUUUUACUGCUUGCACUGCUCCGCGAAACAGAAGCCACCAAUGUCACGCUAAAGUGCCACGUCCUUGAGCUUCAGGCCACAAAUAUCCUGAAUGAGAGGUAUUGCAAGGUCCUUUGUGGACAGCUCGCAAAUAAGGAAGCAAAAAAGCAAAAAGGGAAGGAGAAAGGAAAGUUGAUGGGCAAUGGUUUGCCGUGUUUCCUUUCCGGCGAUGAGUUCUACGAGAAAGUUGUUGAAUUUGAAUGUGAGCAGAAAAAGCGC
Suillus plorans is the source of this 282-nucleotide messenger RNA. RefSeq lists its product as uncharacterized. The annotation marks the transcript as partial. The transcript has a single exon. NCBI's taxonomy places the organism in Eukaryota, Fungi, Basidiomycota, Agaricomycetes, Boletales, Suillaceae. The record is from RefSeq and is a predicted model, not a curated record.